AUGGCCGAUCUAACAACUUCAAUGGAUCACCAAGUAAUGUUGCAUCAGGUAGCAACAAUACCAAGUCUGCCAACGGUACCAACAACCGUUUUCAGAAGAACAAGAAGUAAACUUACCAGUAGGUGGACGUCUGUUCCACCACAAACAAGUUUGGAAAAAAUUGGGUCUUCCAAACUUUUGUCAAGAGGUCGUAAAUGGAUUAAAAGUCCAUCUGCUUCCAAACUUCAAGCCGAUGCUAAACCCAAUUCCGAUUUCAAUUCCAGAGGGUCCGAAAUCAGAUUGCAUCACAAAGGAAGUACAAGACUUGUUAUUAGACGAUGCCAUCGAACAAGUACUUCCAAACCGUUAUUCAAAGCGCGUUUUUUACUCCAACGUGUUAACAGUUCUAAACCAAUGGAAUGGAAAAGAAAUCAGUCUGUUUCCAAGUUACGACUAUGUUCUUACAACCGAUGCCUCAGAAUCAGGUGCAGGUGCCUCUCUCAAGAAAGGAAACAAGGUAAUCAAAACUUGGUCAUUCCAGUGGUCAACAACUCAAUCAAACAUGUCGUCAAAUCGUCGAGAAAUGCUCGCGCUGUUAAUGGCUUAUCAAGCGCUUUGUCAGAAACUGAACAACUGCAAGCUGAAGAUUCAAACCGACAAUACUACCACUCUCUCUUACAUCAAUCGCCAGGGUGGUCAGAUACAAGAUCUCUCAGUUCUGUUCGAACAACUUUGGAAACAAUGCCUCAAGAAGAAAGUGAACUUGAUUGGAGAGCAUAUUCCAGGAUUCUUCAAUGUAAAAGCCGACCACCUCAGUCGUCUUUCAGAUAUGAAUCACAAAUCAUCGACCAGAGUAAUCAAGAGUUACAACUGGCAACUGAAGAAGAAAGUGUUCAAUCGCAUCCAACUUCAAUUCGGUCAAAUACAGAUGGAUCUGUUCGCAUCUCACCUCAACCAUCAAACGAACAACUACUCAACAAUAAGAAUGAAUGCACUCCACCUCGAUUGGAGUCAAUAGAAGCAAUGUCUAGCCUUCCCACCACCCAUUCUUUUGCCUUCUAUCCUGGAGAAGAUGAACUCAUCCAGUUCGAAGAAGGUUUCCAUAAUACUGAUCUUCCCAAUCUGGAGAUCAGCAACUUGGUAUCCGAUGAUUCAAGCUCAAGUUCCUCGUCAUCAUCGUCACAUGUUUCCUCAAGUACCGAAUCGAUUUGUAAUCCGAGAAAUGUAAUUGAUUGA
Dictyostelium discoideum AX4 is the source of this 1215-nucleotide messenger RNA. RefSeq lists its product as hypothetical. Lineage: Eukaryota; Evosea; Eumycetozoa; Dictyosteliales; Dictyosteliaceae. The transcript has a single exon. The record is from RefSeq and is a predicted model, not a curated record. Bases 1 to 1215 code for a protein of 404 amino acids.